AUGUCCGCCGCUGAAUCUCCCGCCUCCGACACCGUCCAGGAGACCGUCAAGGCUGUCGAGGCCAAGACCGUCAACCAGACCGCUGCUCAACUUCGCUCCUUCGCUGCUGGCGGCGUUGGAGGUGUGUGCGCGGUUGUGGUCGGCCAUCCAUUCGACUUGGUGAAGGUGCGGAUGCAGACUGCCGCCCAGGGAGUCUACUCCGGUGCGAUCGACGUCGUCAAGAAGACCGUUGCCCGCGAGGGUCUCGUAAGGGGUCUCUAUGCUGGUGUUUCUGCUCCGCUGGUCGGCGUCACGCCAAUGUUCGCCGUCAGCUUCUGGGGUUACGAUCUCGGAAAGACUCUCGUCAGCAGCCUAUCCGAAGUCGAGGUCAAGAACAACACUCCCCAAUACACAAUCGGCCAGAUCUCCGCCGCCGGCUUCUUCUCCGCCAUCCCCAUGACCCUCAUCACCGCACCCUUCGAGCGCGUAAAAGUCCUCCUCCAGAUCCAGGGCCAGAACCCACCCCCUCCCGGCCAGAAGCCCAAGUACUCCGGCGGUGUCGACGUCGUCCGACAACUGUACAAGGAGGGUGGAAUCCGGAGUGUGUUCCGCGGAAGCGCUAUGACGCUGGCUCGUGAUGGCCCCGGUUCCGCCGCCUACUUCGCCGCGUACGAGUACAUCAAGCGCUCGCUGACGCCCAAGGACGCGAACGGCAACGUGACUGGUGAUCUCUCCUUACCCGCUGUUCUGGCUGCCGGAGGUGCCGCCGGUAUCGCCAUGUGGACUCCCGUCUUCCCCGUCGACACAAUCAAGUCCCGUCUGCAGAGUGCUCCCGGGAAGCCCACGAUUGGCGGCACCAUCCGCACCGUCUACGCCGCUGGCGGCUUGAAGGCGUUCUUCCCUGGAUUUGGCCCGGCCCUCGCGCGUGCUGUUCCCGCGAACGCUGCUACAUUCGCGGGUGUCGAGUUGGCGCAUCAGUUCAUGAAUAAGAUGUUCGACUAA
This is a messenger RNA of Aspergillus mulundensis, 981 nucleotides long. Its product is annotated as carnitine:acyl carnitine antiporter. Gene Ontology annotation, molecular function: O-acyl-L-carnitine transmembrane transporter activity. The transcript is spliced from 3 exons. The coding region runs from base 1 to 981 and encodes 326 amino acids. The record is from RefSeq and is a predicted model, not a curated record. Lineage: Eukaryota; Fungi; Ascomycota; Eurotiomycetes; Eurotiales; Aspergillaceae. Gene Ontology annotation, cellular component: mitochondrial envelope. Gene Ontology annotation, biological process: mitochondrial transport; carnitine transmembrane transport.